CACAAAUGUGUAACACAGUAACCUCUUGACUAUCAUAUACAAAUUUAAAGGCCAUACAAUAUAAACAACAUCUGGAAAUGUCUCGUUUCCCUGUUGCAGGUGUUGCUUUGAUAUAGGUGUAAAUAUUUGCAGAUUUAAGUAAAGUAGCUCUAUUCAAAUUUGCUGUGGGCAAUUGACUUCAGACGGCACUUUCCUUCUUGACUGAUAUGGCCGCGUCCGACCAAUGACGAACAGGAAGGUACACAUCAAAGCAAAGUCCAGCCAACCAGCUUCUCUCCUAAGUCCCGUAAAGUGUCGUGACGGAGGUAUGAGACUAUUUAGCUGGAACUAAUCAGACUGAUGACUUCAAAUCAAUUCUCUGAUAAAUUUUUGUGAAACAUGGGAAUAUACUGCCUGGACUGAAAGUCGUAUUUACAGGAUACACUAGCAUUUUUGAUACAAAAGCUAGCCUCACCAUAAAGCCCUGGAGAUUUUGAACAGAAUGGCAUCCAGUACCAGCGAAUGCCCCGGGAAAAGUAUCCAGUACCGAGUUGACCAUCUCCUGAGCGCAGUUGAAAACGAAUUACAGGCGGGGAGCGAGAAGGGAGACCCCACUGAAAGAGAGCUCAAAGUCAGUCUGGACGAAAGGGAACUGUGGCAGAAAUUUAAGGAACUCACCAAUGAGAUGAUUGUAACCAAGAACGGCAGGCGGAUGUUUCCAGUACUGAAGGUGAGCGUAUCGGGACUGGAUCCAAACGCUAUGUACUCAUUCCUGCUGGAUUUCGUGGCAGCAGACAAUCACAGGUGGAAAUACGUUAACGGGGAGUGGGUCCCUGGAGGAAAACCAGAACCACAGGCCCCCAGCUGCGUGUACAUCCACCCAGACUCGCCAAAUUUCGGAGCGCACUGGAUGAAAGCCCCUGUUUCCUUCAGUAAAGUCAAAUUAACCAACAAACUCAACGGAGGCGGACAGAUCAUGUUGAACUCCCUCCAUAAGUAUGAGCCCCGUAUCCACAUAGUGCGCGUCGGCGGCCCGCAGCGGAUGAUCACGAGCCACUCUUUCCCAGAGACACAGUUCAUCGCUGUCACCGCGUACCAGAACGAGGAGAUCACUGCACUUAAGAUCAAAUACAACCCCUUUGCCAAAGCUUUUUUGGACGCUAAGGAAAGAACUGAUCAUAAGGACAUUAUGGAUGACGUUGGGGACAACCAACAAUCUGGAUAUUCCCAAUUAGGUGGGUGGUUCAUUCCUAGUACAGGAUCUCUCUGCCCCCCAGCGAACCCUCACCCCCAAUUUGGAGGAUCCCUGUCCCUGUCUUCCUCCCCACACGGCUGCGAUCGCUACUCUACCCUGAGGAAUACCCGCUCUGCACCGUACCCCAGCCCCUACACCCACAGAAACCCAUCGCCAACCAGUUACACAGACAACUCAUCAGCCUGCCUGUCCAUGCUGCCUGCUCAUGAGAACUGGUCCGGCCUGCAGAUGCCCACCCACUCCAGCAUGCUGUCCAUGGGUCACAGCACCAGCUCCAGCACCACCUCAACGCAAUACCCCAGCCUGUGGUCAGUGGGUAACUCCUCUGCCACCCCAGUGUCCCAGUCUGCCGGGAUGUCCACUGCGUUCAGCUCUUCUUUCCUACGAGGCUCCACCAGCCACUACCCAGGCCUGUCCCAUCCCGGCACAGUGCCCCCCUCUGGCUCCCCGCUGUAUGACAGCACUGUCCCAACGGACUUGCACGACGUGUCCCAGUACGACAUCUCGCCCCAUGCCCGCCUAGCAACCGCCUGGACCCCCAUCACUCCCCCCUCCUUGUAGGGUGGUGCACUUCCUCAUGGAGACAGUUGCCCAGAGACUGAAUGAUUGUACCUGAGUUGCUACCGCAGAGACUGAAUGAUUGUGCUUGAGUUGCUACCAUAGAGACUAUGAUUGUGCUUGAGUUUGCUUGUGCUUGAGUUGCUACCAUAGAGACUGUGUGAUUGUGCUCGGGUUGCUACCAUAGAUACUCUAUGGUACACUCUAAAAUACAUCAUUAGAAAAAAGCACAAAGAAUUCAGUCCAACUACUGAUGAACAUGAUGAAGCAAACGGGACCAUAUAGAGCUCUUACCUACUUUCUUGAUGUGACAUGAACACAUUAAUAAGCAUUAAUUGUAUUUUACCCUCUGUGGUCAUGUGAAGCUGAGAUAAUUAGCAUCUACUGGCACACGAACACCUGCUUUGUUGAAAGAAAAAUUAGACCAUAGAUGUAGUUUCUGUUUUCUCUCAUGCUUUCCCUUGGUUUUACUCCCUGACUGGGAGUUCCCUAAUCGCGCUCAGGGAGCGAUUGUCUUCCCUGUCACGUUAGCGUUGUGACACUCACCACGACCUCCAUCGUCGACUCAAGAGCGCACAGACAGUCAUGUGCUCACCUUCAAAAGCAUGUGUGAUGUUGCUGCUGCUGCUUACACAUAUGUUUCAUUUCAAGAGACCAUGGCAUUAUUAAUGCCUGUCCAGGUCUGUAUAAUUGAAGAGCCACCAUUUUGUUAUGGCUGCUUCCCAUACAUUUUGGCUCAACACUGUCUGAUUUUUUCCACCAUGAGAUAUAAUUUGAUAAUGGAUACAUCUUUUAAACAGGAGAUGUUGAAGGCCACAUGAAACUGCCGUGGAUUAUUUAUACUGUAUGUUUGAACGUCUUUGUACACUUUUUGUAGCAUAGCACUUUUUGUGCUAAUUGUACAGACCAUCCCUUGCCUUGUCAAUAUUGUAAAUAUGAAUAUAAUUUGGUUUAUUUUAUUGUUAUGGGAAGGAUGAAAAAACUCUUUUUCGGGGAUUGUAUGUAAUUCAUUUAUGUGUAUUUUGUGUUCACAAGCCAGGAAAGAAAUAUCUUAUUGUAACGUUACUCAUGAGCUGUUACCAAAGUGAACAUUAAAGGGUCUUGCUAUAGGU
Messenger RNA from Anguilla rostrata (American eel), 2904 nucleotides. RefSeq names its product T-box transcription factor Tb (gene tbxtb). The record is from RefSeq and is a predicted model, not a curated record. Gene Ontology annotation, cellular component: nucleus. Gene Ontology annotation, biological process: mesoderm formation; positive regulation of DNA-templated transcription; somitogenesis. NCBI's taxonomy places the organism in Eukaryota, Metazoa, Chordata, Actinopteri, Anguilliformes, Anguillidae. Gene Ontology annotation, molecular function: DNA-binding transcription factor activity, RNA polymerase II-specific; RNA polymerase II cis-regulatory region sequence-specific DNA binding. Bases 482 to 1795 code for a protein of 437 amino acids. The transcript has 8 exons.